Molecule: messenger RNA, 507 nt
Organism: Phytophthora sojae
Lineage: Eukaryota; Oomycota; Peronosporomycetes; Peronosporales; Peronosporaceae
Exons: 2
Coding region: 1-507 (168 amino acids)
Source: RefSeq, a predicted model, not a curated record
AUGGCCAGGGGCGCCGUGUGGCGGCAGUACUACCAGCGCCAGUUCUUCCUGUCCGGGGCCCCGCUGAGGACGUACCUGCAGGCCUACAACGGCCACCGAGAAGCGCUGGCUGCCAGGGCCCAAACGGCAGCAGCGCAGGAGGAGGAAGGAGAGGAGGAAGACCAAUGGGACUGGGUCCCCCUGCAUGUGGCCUCCAGCGUCGUCAAGGAGUUCUGCUUCCGAGGACGCUUCGCGGAGGCCAUCGAGGCGUACGCGUCGCUGCCGUUGACGGACGCGGUCCGUCGGGAUGUCGUGGCCAUUCUGCAGGACUAUGAGCAGUACCCGUCGCUGCUGUAUCUCUACGAGGUGCAUCGCUCCAUGGGAAGCGGGGUGCAGCCGCUGGACGUCGCGGCGGAGCUUGACGCACUGAAGAAGGUUGGGCGGACAGAGGAGAUGGACACGCGCUUCCAGGAGCUGCCGGCCAAGGAGCAGAGUCGCGCUGACAUCCAGGAGCUUAUGGGCAAUUGA